Molecule: messenger RNA, 914 nt
Organism: Triticum aestivum (bread wheat)
Lineage: Eukaryota; Viridiplantae; Streptophyta; Magnoliopsida; Poales; Poaceae
Exons: 4
Coding region: 21-494 (157 amino acids)
Biological process (GO): endosome to lysosome transport; lysosome organization; regulation of synaptic vesicle exocytosis
Cellular component (GO): BLOC-1 complex; synaptic vesicle; BORC complex
Molecular function (GO): SNARE binding
Source: RefSeq, a predicted model, not a curated record
GUCUCCAGCCCUCUCUCUCGAUGGAACCACCUCUAAUGGAUGGCUUCGAUCUUCCCACCACCUCCGGCCCGUCUGCUACAAUCGCCGGCGGCGACGACCGGCCUCCGGAGAUGACCGGAGACGGCGGCUUGGAGGACGCGGACACGGGUCCGCAUCCUGACAGGUGCGAGGCGCUGGCUGCGGCCAUCGCGGGGGUGCUAGGCAGCGCGCUUGAGGAGCAUGAGGCGCGCGCCGCAGCCACCGCCCAGAGCCAGGCCGAGCUCGCCAUCGCCAUUGACCGCCUCAAUGGAGAACUAGACAAGCUAUUGGAGAAUGCUCCCUCCCCGGUAAUAGCACAACAUGCAGCAAGGAUUUCCUCUAUCCGCAAGAGAGUGUUAGCGCUAAACAUGCUACUGAGGUCCAUACAAAGACGUAUAGAUAAUAUGGAUAGAAUGAUUUCUACCGGUGUUACAAGUGAUCAUUCAUCUCGUGUGCAGUUGCAAAACCAGAAUUAAAUUUGGAUUGAGGGCAAAAUAAGUUGAAAUGAGGGCUGUGCAAAAAAGACAAAUCUGAGGCUUUUUAACACAUGACACUAUUCAUCCUCCCGGACCAGGAAUUUGUCUUUUUUGUAUAGGUCACAUUUCAACGUUUUUCAUUCUGAAAUUUUACACACAUAGGCAUAACAUACUUGUUUACUUGCACAAUUUUUUUCAGAAUUUUUUUGAAACCGAAAAGUUUGAAUUUUGAUUUGUUUUCAAAAAAAGGCCUCCAUGGCUCCCGGGAGCCAAACGUCCGUUCUCAUAUAAUGUUACAUAAGAAAAACCCUUUUAACUCACAGUUCUAUGUUUACUUACUGAUAAGUGCCUCCUAACACCAGUGCUAUGAACUGCAUGAUCUAGAGGGAUAUUUCCUGUGUUGCCCGUCAAUUGCUCACC